CCGCUCCUCUACAUAAUGGUCCGUGUUUUCUAAGCGGACAGUGAGUUUCACCUGAACCAAAGAAUGAACUCAUGACGGACACAGUUAACGCAAACCUGCGCUGCUUUAGUAUUCUAGAAAAAAUCCAGAGUCUUGUUUGGUUUGUGCGCGCGCUGCGGUCAGGAUGCGUUUGUUGCUGUUUGCCGCGGUGCUGUUAACGCGGUGCGCGCGCUCAGCGGUCAGCGGACACGGGGACGUUUACACCAACCACUGGGCUGUCCGGGUCACAGGUGGACCACAACAGGCCGACAGGGUGGCAGCGAAGUACGGAUACGUCAACCUGGGUCAGAUUGGAAGUCUGGACCACCAUUACCAUUUCCACCACAGCAGAGUGGUCCGAAGAGCUGCCUAUUCCCAGAAGGGUCCCCACCGCUUCAUCCACAUGGACCCGGAGGUGGAAUGGGCCCAGCAGCAGAUCAUCAAACCCAGAGUGAAGAGAUUCACCCAAAAUGAACCAAACUCAGUUCACUUCAAUGACCCUAAAUGGUCCAACAUGUGGUACAUCCACUGUAACGACAGGACCAGUCCCUGUCGCUCAGACAUGAACGUCAUGGCAGCGUGGCAGAGGGGCUACACUGGCAAGAAUGUGGUGGUCACCAUCAUGGACGAUGGGAUCGAAAGGAACCACCCGGACCUGGUCCAGAACUAUGACCAUCUUGCCAGUUAUGACAUCAAUGGGAACGACCACGACCCAACACCACGUUAUGACUUCCGCAAUGAAAACAUACAUGGAACUCGCUGUGCAGGUGAAGUGGCUGCUGCAGCUAAUAACUCCCACUGCAUUGUGGGAAUUGCCUUCAAUGCUCGUAUAGGAGGUAUCCGGAUGCUGGAUGGGGAUGUGACUGACAUGGUAGAAGCUAAGUCCCUGGGCAUCCGGCCUGAUUAUAUCGACAUCUACAGUGCCAGCUGGGGGCCCAAAGACGACGGCAAAACUGUGGACGGACCAGGGCCCCUGACAAAGCAGGCCUUUGAGCAAGGCAUCAAGAGGGGUCGCAAAGGCCUGGGCUCCAUUUUUGUGUGGGCAUCGGGUAACGGUGGUCGUCAGGGUGAUCACUGCUCAUGUGAUGGUUACACCAGCAGCAUCUACACCAUCUCCAUCUCCAGCACCACGGAGCACGGAAACAGACCCUGGUACCUGGAGGCCUGCAGUUCCAUCAUCGCAACCACCUACAGCAGUGGAGAGUUUAAUGAGAGGAGGAUAGUGACCACCGACCUCCGCCAUCGCUGCACCGACAGCCACACUGGAACAUCUGUGUCUGCUCCCAUCGUGGCUGGAAUCGUAGCUCUCACUCUGGAGGCAAAUCGUCUUCUCACGUGGAGAGAUGUUCAACAUCUACUGGUGAAGACCUCUAGACCUGUCCAUCUGAAAGCUGACGACUGGAAGACCAAUGCUGCAGGACACAGAGUCAGCCAUCUGUAUGGUUUUGGUCUGGUGGAUGCAGAGGCCAUGGUGGUGGAGGCCUCCAAGUGGACGACUGUCCCUCCUCAGCAUAUCUGCACCCAGAUACCUGAGAGACAAACCAGACACUUCCACGCUGGUCAAAGUCUGAACAGCAGCAUUAACACUACUGGAUGUUCAGAGAAUCCUGGACAGCAUGUGUCCUACCUGGAACAUGUGGUGGUGAGGGUCAUCAUGGUCCACCAGAGACGAGGAGACCUGGAGAUCAACCUCAUCUCUCCAUCUGGGACCAAGUCACAGCUACUGGCCAAGAGGCAGUUUGACAGUUCCAAUGAAGGCUUCAGGAACUGGGAGUUCAUGUCGGUUCAUUUCUGGGGAGAGUCGGCAGAGGGAACGUGGACUCUGGAGGUUACUGACACACCAUCAAAGCUACGCAACCCAGAGGUGCUGGGAAACCUCAAAGAGUGGACGCUUAUUCUUCAUGGGACUUCUGAGCACCCAUACCAGCCCCACAGAGACCAGGACUCCCACAACGGGACCCUGGAGACCCCAAGUCCAGAGGAGAUCCUGGAGGAACCAGAUGUGCAGGAGGAGAAGGAGGAGGAUGAGUACCAAGGACUGUGUCACAGUGAGUGUGGAGACCAGGGCUGUGAUGGACCCGAUGCCGACCACUGCCUCAACUGCAUCCACUUCAGCCUGGGAAACCUGAGAAGCAGCAGGACCUGUGUGAGCCACUGUCCUCUGGGACAUUAUGGGGAUGUGGCGUCCCAUCGCUGUAGACGCUGUUUUAAAGGCUGUGAACGAUGCGUCGGUCGACGGGCAGAUGAAUGUGUUUCCUGUCGUAGAGGCCUUUACCUCAACACAGUCAACUCCAGCUGUGACCACACCUGUCCUCUGGGUUACUUCACUGAAGAAAGUCAGAGACAGUGUGAAAAGUGUAAUGACAAGUGUCAGAGCUGUGUGAGGGAUGCAGACAGAUGCACCAGCUGCAAUGAAGGAUACAGUCUGGCCGGGAUGACGUGUGUCCCUGAAUGCACCAAUGGGACCUUCUUCCACCUGGAGGAGAUGACAUGCACUUCAUGUCAUUCAUCCUGUAGGACGUGUACAGGUCCAGGUCAGGAGGACUGCCUCCAGUGUGCUGAUGGUUUCCUGCAGCAGGACUGGGGGUGUGUCCACAGCUGUAGUCCAGGUUAUUACUCUGGAGAAGCAGCAGGAGGCGCUCAUCACAUGUGUCACAGGUGUGAAGACAACUGUGUGAGCUGCAGUGGACCUGGGUCCACAUGUGUCCAGUGUAAGGACGGGUACAGUCUGGUCAGUAGGACGUGUAUGGUCAACGCAUCAUGUAACAACGCUGAUGAGGUGUUCUGUGAGAUGGUCAAAUCCAACCGUCUGUGUGAGAAGAAGCUUUACCGUCAGUUCUGCUGUCGUACCUGUCUGAUGAAUGGCUGAUGGCUCCACCCCUGCCCCCCAUCCCCUGCCCCCACCACCACACCCAAUGGCUUUUGAAUGGAAGCGCUGCCAUGUUUCUACUCUGACAGUGAUUGGUCAUAUGUCCGUCAACUAAACCAGGGAGCUCCUGUUUAGAUCCCACAGAACUUUUACAUAUCAUUAUUAUCCUCAUAGUAUAAUUCAUAAACUCUGUGUCCAUCAGUCUGUGGACAUAUUUAACUGGUCUACUCUGUGUCUAGACUGUUGGACACAGAGUAGACCAGUUAAAUAUGAAUAUGAGGACAAGGAUAUGGAACUUGGAGCUGUGGAGCAGACGGUGUUUUACUUUCACUUUCCAGGAGGAGUUGUCUUUGUCUGUGGUUCAAGAGUUUCAUAAUUUUGGUUGAUUUUCAUUCAUGCUUUUCACAACUUCAGAGCAAUUAACCCUUUAAGCCCUGAUUCCAGGUAAAGGUUCACAUAUUAACUUUACUGCAGGUGUGAUUUGAAUGCAUCUUUGUAAAAUGAAUAUUUUGUAAACUUGGUGCAGAAUGUGUGCAAAUAAUUCACUGUCCUGCAUAUGUGUUGUACCAAACACUGAUUAAACUGCAAUGUUAUGAAUGUGCUGUUGUUGUAUAAUUACAAUAAAAAACUGUCUUUGUGUGAC
Messenger RNA from Sphaeramia orbicularis (orbiculate cardinalfish), 3530 nucleotides. It is a transcript of the gene pcsk6, whose product is annotated as proprotein convertase subtilisin/kexin type 6. NCBI's taxonomy places the organism in Eukaryota, Metazoa, Chordata, Actinopteri, Kurtiformes, Apogonidae. Gene Ontology annotation, biological process: peptide hormone processing. The record is from RefSeq and is a predicted model, not a curated record. Gene Ontology annotation, molecular function: serine-type endopeptidase activity. The transcript has 21 exons. Gene Ontology annotation, cellular component: cell surface; membrane. Bases 164 to 2887 code for a protein of 907 amino acids.